Aquila chrysaetos chrysaetos is the source of this 1329-nucleotide messenger RNA. Its product is annotated as TATA-binding protein-associated factor 2N-like. Lineage: Eukaryota; Metazoa; Chordata; Aves; Accipitriformes; Accipitridae. The coding region runs from base 355 to 1290 and encodes 311 amino acids. The record is from RefSeq and is a predicted model, not a curated record. The transcript is spliced from 2 exons.
CCCUCCAUGGGGGUUCCCAUGGCAAUUAAUCCACCUCCUGGCUUAAUCGUAAUUAACGGGAGGUUAUUAAUGACCCGGGGGGGGGGGUCACGCGGCCCCACGGGGAGCGGGGGAUGGGAGCGGGGCAGAGGAAGGGGGGGUUGGGCAGGGGACCCAGGCAUCCGGACAGCCUCACCCUGUGGGAACCGCUUCCUCCCCCCCCCCACCCGCCCCCGCCAGGGUUCCUGUUUUUGGGGUGCCCCAGAGGAUUCUGGGUAAUGCUGGGGGGGGGGGGGGUGUAUUUGUGACAAACACACCCCCACCCCCCAGUUUAACCACCGGACCCCUCUGCUCCUCCAUCACAGGGGGACCCAGAUGUCGGGGUCUUCACCCCCCCCCAAAAAAAAAAAAAAAAAAAAAGAGGGACCCAGGCGUCCGGGUGCGCACCGGCUGCCCGCUGCUUCCGCGGGGGGGGUGAAGUGCGGGCAGGACGUGCGGGCAGGGAGAGGAAGAGACAAGGACCCAGGCGUCCGGGUGCCCAACCCCCCCGGUCACUCUCGUUGCCUUCCCACAACUGGGGGGGGGGGAACGGGACGAGGGUUGGGGACCCCAGGAAGGGACAGGGAUGGGGACACGGGUCAAGAAGGGGACAGGAGUGAGGGUCCAGGAGGGGACAAGGAGGAGGACAAGGAUGGGGACAGGGGGUCCAGGAGGGGACAUGGACCAGGGAUGGGGACAGGGGGUCCAGGAGGGGACAUGGACCAGGGAUGGGGACAAGGAGGUCCAGGAGGGGACAUGGACCAGGGAUGGGGACAGAGAGGUCCAGAAGGGGACAAGGAUGGGGACAGGGGGUCCAGGAGGGGACAUGGACCAGGGAUGGGGACAUGGAGGUCCAGGAGGGGACAUGGACCAGGGAUGGGGACAUGGAGCUCCAGGAGGGGAGAAGGAUGGGGACAGCGAUGGGGUGGGUCUAGCAAGGGACAGGGGAUGAGGACAGGGAAUAAGAAGGUCCAGGAGGGGAUGAGGGUGGGGGACGGGGACAAGGAGGUCCAGGAGGGGACAAGGAUGGGGGAGAGUGACACUGGUGGGGCUCCAGGAGGGGAUGAGGGGACAGGGACAGGGAGGAGGCUGCAGGAAGGGACAAGGAUGGGGACAGCGUGGGGUCCAGAAGAGGACGGGGGACAAGGAUGGGGACAAGGGACGGGGUGGCAGGACGUUGAGGGGCUGGAGGACGCACGGCGGGACCCCCGGGGACAUGGAGGGGCCACCGGGGGAGGCGGGGAGGGCACGACAGGAACCGCGGGGGGGUGACAUGGGGCUACACAAGGGGACAUGGAGGAGGACACGGGG